This is a messenger RNA of Anopheles gambiae (African malaria mosquito), 6811 nucleotides long. Its product is annotated as Krueppel homolog 1. Bases 698 to 3568 code for a protein of 956 amino acids. Gene Ontology annotation, molecular function: RNA polymerase II cis-regulatory region sequence-specific DNA binding; DNA-binding transcription factor activity, RNA polymerase II-specific. The transcript is spliced from 4 exons. Lineage: Eukaryota; Metazoa; Arthropoda; Insecta; Diptera; Culicidae. The record is from RefSeq and is a predicted model, not a curated record. Gene Ontology annotation, biological process: regulation of transcription by RNA polymerase II.
GAAGUGCAGAGACCGAGUGGCAAGUGCGGUACAGGCAGCCUGGUGGAAACUCGGGCUCGCUAGUCGCGCUCAUUCAAAGAAGAAAUCUUCGCGGUCACACUUCGGCUCGGGAACGUGCGCGCGUGUCGACCACAAACGAGCUGGCACAAGAAAGUGAGAAAAAAAGGAAAACGCAACGGUUGAACAGCGUAGCAGCAUGCAGAUUGUGGCUGUUCGUUUGCAAGAAGGACUUCAAUCGCCUGCAAGCAACGAACGCGCACCGGGAUUUGCAACGGUUUGCGUGUGGGGAGGAAAUGGAUGGGAAAGUAGAAAGAAUUCUUUCUUUCUUAUAAAACAGUGGUAAAUGCAAGUGUUGGUAUUGUCCCCAGUGCAUACGCAAAAGCAGAGCAACUAAGAGGGCGAAGAAGAUGGUGGUAUACCAGUGCUCCGAACAGUGAAAUUUCAAACUUAACCGGUGAAGAAAAGUUCCUACCCACCUUCCUGCUACAUUGUGCCUGAUUGGUUGGUCGUUGAUUGAUGAUAAAUGCUGUAAUAAAUGCGUAGUUAGGUGUUUUUCAAGUGAUUCCUGCCAGUACAAACGGGUAAAUAGUGUGUCAAAUCCAGCAAUCCAGAAGAAAUAGUUCAAUAUACAAAGUGUGCAAAGGUGCCGAUCGUAUCGAUCGAGUAAAUUGUUCGGCUGCAUUUAAACGCGACCGCCAUGAAGAAAGGUGUGGAAACAGCAGCAGCAACGAAAGCGGUGGCUGCAGCAGCCGCCGCCGCAGCCGCAGCCAGUUUGGCGGAGAACGUCGAUCUCUGGGCGCAGCAGGAUUGGAUCAAAACGAUUCUAUCGAAAUCUGGGACGGAGAUGAAGGAACUGCCGGCAGAAGAUUUAUGCAAAAUGGUGUAUUAUUCUGGCCUUCCGUUGCUUAUGACGCAACAACAGCAGCAGCAACAGCAGCAGCAACAACAACAACAACACGGUCCAGACGGUACGAUACUACAGUUAAGCUACAACGAUGCAAACAGUACCGAACAGUACGUGGUGGCAGGGCAACCGUCUCGCCUCGGCGUCUCCCACCCUUAUCAGCAGCAGCAGCCCCAACAUCACACGAUCAGCCUCACGAACGGGCUUACGAUCAGCAACGGACCGCAGAGCUGUAGUAGCAGCAGCAGUAGUAGUAGCGGCAGUAGUUCCAGUAACGGCCAGCUGACGAUUGUGUUGAAUCCACCGGCGGCGGGUCAGCUCGUGAGCUUGGGUGGCUCCGCACUGCCCGGCACCUACACCGGUCCGAUCUCACCGGCGGGAGACAGGGGCGCCUCCUCCUCACCGGAACAGUCCACGUACCACCCGGUGCAGAGCGGCGGUGGCGGUGUCGGUGCUACGCCAGUCGGUUCCAAAUUUCGCUGCGACCAGUGCAACAUUAGCUUCGGUAGUAAGAGCGCCCACACCAGCCAUAUGAAAUCUCAUGCCAAACAGCAGCAGGCGAGCGAAAAGCUUACCGCCGCUGCCAAGCUGGGAGAAAGCACCAUUACUGCGAGUGGGGGCAGUGGUGGUACCGGCUCGCCGGCCGGCCCACAGCCCGACCCGUACCAGUGCGACGUGUGCAAGAAGACGUUCGCGGUGCCGGCACGGUUGGUGCGGCACUACCGCACGCACACCGGCGAGCGGCCGUUCGAGUGCGAGUUCUGCCAUAAGAUGUUCAGCGUGAAGGAGAAUCUGCAGGUGCACCGGCGGAUCCACACGAAGGAGCGCCCGUACAAGUGUGAGAUCUGUGGCCGAGCGUUCGAGCACAGCGGCAAGCUGCACCGGCACAUGCGCAUCCAUACGGGCGAGCGGCCCCACAAGUGCAACGUGUGCGGGAAAACGUUCAUCCAGUCCGGCCAGCUCGUCAUACACAUGCGAACACAUACCGGUGAGAAGCCAUACAAAUGCCCGGUGGAGGGUUGCGGCAAGGGUUUUACGUGCAGCAAGCAGCUGAAGGUGCACUCCCGGACGCACACGGGCGAAAAGCCAUACCAUUGUGAUAUCUGCUUCCGGGACUUCGGCUACAACCACGUGCUGAAGCUGCACCGCGUGCAGCACUACGGGGCCAAGUGCUACAAGUGCACGAUCUGCGACGAAACGUUCAAGAGCAAGAAGGAGAUGGAGGCCCACAUCAAGGGGCACGCGAACGAGCUGCCAGACGAUGAGGAGGCAGCGGCGGCGGCGGCGGCAUCGGAUGCUGGAGGCGCCUGCAAGCUGGAGGACGUGUCCACCGCGGGCACGGAAGGUUCGAUCAAGUUGUCGUCGUCAGCGCUGGAGGGUGGUGGUAGCGGUAGCAAUAGCAACAGCAGCAGCUCCUUCGACUAUUCGUCCAGCAUGAGCCACACCGAGGGAACGGAGCAGAGCGGCGGUCCGUCAAGCGACGAACCUUCGGGUCACUUUGCGAUUAGGAAAUCGGGUUCGUCUUCUCCAUCCUUCGCUGUGGGAGCGAACGAAGCAGGUCAGCAGGUGGGUGCCGACGAGGAGGAGGAGGAGGAAGAUGAGGAGAACGAUGAAGAAGAAGACGAAACGACGGACGAUGGUGAUCGCAAACAAAUGCCACGCUAUGAGAGUAUGGGACCGUCGUCGUUCGAUCAAUCGUUACAGCGCGCCUAUGGUGGCGGUGUCGCACCGGCACUGCUUGCUGCGGCCUCCAUUGCGGCGGCGGUGGAGAAUGGCUGCACGGUGGUGAAGUACUGUCCGGAGCUGAAGCAGCAGCGCUCGAUCUCCCCUGUGCAACCGUCGGCCCUGUCGAUCACGCGCAACACUCCACCACCGUCCUCGGGUUCGUCGUCAUCCUCAUCGUCCUCUUCAACGUCCUCCGUUCUGUCGAUGACACCGUCCGGGGGUACUUCCUCCACGCUGCUCGAACCGGCCGGGUCCAGUGCACCAUCCGGGCCCAGUGCGGGACAGUUUGUGUACGAGCCGAUGGCGAUCAUGAAGCACCACGGAUACUUUGCACCGGCAUCGCAGAUUACCGAGUUCCGCUCAUCCAGUGACAUUGUCCGGCAGGUGGAGGCGGCCAUUGCGGGCACAGAGAACCUUCUCACACCGCCCCGCUCCUCGCCGGAGUCGCCCGAUCGUUCCUCCUCGCCGGAAUCCGAUUCAGUAUUAAUGGCCGAUCGGGACAACAACACGCUGCCGCCGCGCAAGCGAAAGCUCUACUUCAAGGACACCCAGCAUACGGUGUCCGCCAGUCCAAAGAUGGCGUCGCUGGAGGUUACUGCACCCCAGCAUUAUGGUGUUACGGUAGUGCAGCCGACGCCGCAGCACCAUCAGCAACAACAACCUCCUCUCGAUGCUCAUUCCGGUCAUCAACAGCUGUUCCAUCCUCAUCAGCAGCAGCAGCAGGUACGGCAGCUGCAUUAUCAGCAGCAGCAACGACCAGAGGAUGAACGCUCCAUGAAGCAGGAUGUGCUGCAGCACGUGUCCGCAUGCCAGCGGCAACCAUCGCCAACACUGCAAGCACCAGCAGCACCAGCACCACCACAACAACCGCAACAAACGUCAGCACCGUCCGUCAUACGGAUGAGCUCCGUCAUUCAGUACGCAAACAAGUCCUCGUAGUGCGGCACUCAUUGAGGUGGUUAGCAGUAGUAGUUCGAGUAGUGGUAGUAGUAGUAGUAGUAGUAGUAGUAGUACUAUUUAUAUUGUAGUUUGUCGCAAAAUCGCCAACCGACCCGGAUCGGUGUGAGAGCCGUAGUUAUAAGUCAGCAACCAAUAACCUCACGCGAAUAGGCUAAGAAGAAACUGUGAAUUCACAUACACAACCUAUAUACACUCACACACCCACACACACAUCCAUACAUCCAGUGUUUCAACUACAAACUCAUCUUUAGUCGUACCGUACAUACGUAUAUAUAAACGUAUAUAAGGGGAUACUUUCGUUGUAUGGCCCCCGCUCGCCGCACCCACCAAUGGCAUGGGAAGGUGGCGGCAGCAAGAAGAAGAAGAAGCAGAAGAAGAAGAAGAAGAAGAAGCAAACAAAACAAGACUGUCUCAGGUUUAGUAAUGGGGAGAGAGGGAGGGAGGUAGGGAUGGGGAGGGUCCCAAUAACCCAUCCAAACUGGGGAAGGUUAAUUUAUAAAAGCGGUAACAAAAUAAUGCAUCAUUUUAUGUGUAGUAAUUUCAUCAUUCACUGUAAUCACUAAUCACCAGGCAAUAACAGCACAGUCUCAGGAGUUGGUUGGGAGUUAUUUUUUAUUUUUACUCAGAGGGCGAAGAGUAAGUGUAUCCAAUUGGAAAAUUAAACCCAGUGCAGAUACAUAGAUUCCCAUUGGGAAAAGACGGCAAGGAGAGAAGUGGUUGGUUUGAGGACAGUGGGCAAAGGAAGUUUGAAGGAAUCGUUAAAGACUGUUGAUCAUUGUCAAAUGUGUGUGUGAGAGAGAAAGAGAUAGUUUUUGGUUGUUGUAAAGACUGGGCGUGUAAUAAUGCUGUGUUGUGGGUGUGUGUAAUAAGCGAAAGACUAAGGAUGCAAAUCAUCAGCCUGAUUAAAAGAGGAAAAAAAGGAAAUAGAACAACAACCCAACAACGUCGUUCUUGUGCAGUUUAGAUAAAUAUACUACCACCACCACCACCACAGCAUACACAAUUAUACAAUCCCUUCUCCCUACAAGUGUAAGCACAUCCUUCCUACGCUAUGGUAUAUGUUACGCGUAUAUGUAUAUUCCGCUUCGAAAACGGUGGCCAUUUCUGAGACGAAAGACGAAAAGACUAGCCAGCAGAGAAGGAGAGAGAGCGAAGGAGAUAGAUAGUAAUAGUAAGGUGCAGCGCUUAAUUAGGAACGGUUCGAGUGCGUGUCCGUGUUUGUAUGUACGAGUUACGAGUGUGAUUGAGGUGGGAUUGAGUGGAGUACGAGUGGAGCGCGCGUACUGAGGGUAGCAUACAAUAGGAUAGGAAUAUAAUGAAAGAAAAAACCCGUAAACAGAAUAGACUGGAUGAUUUCCCAAAUUUGAAGCAACCGUUAAAUCUUUUAGAACUCGUAAGAAGGGGCAAAGAGUAAAGGGGGGGGGGGGGGGGAGGGGGGUGUAAACGAAUACGCAGAAGGAGAGAGACAGAGCGCGUGUGAAACGGAACUGAAAAUGCAAGGAACCAAUGCUUGGAGGAAGAAAAAGGAAAACAGAAAAAACGAUCACUCUAAAAUUAAGCGCGGGUGGGAGAAUGGAGUGUUGCAUUUACUUUUGAGCCAAAACCCCUCGCCAGUGAUGAGAAACAAUAGAGGGGAGGGGGGGGGGGUAGAGCUUUCAUUGCCCUUUUUGUUUAAGGGAUCUCUCUAGCCAAGCACUGUGCUUCUUCUUCCUCAAAAGUUAUCUUUAAGCUUACGCCAAUCUUUAAGUACGCCAAACGUCCCUGAGCAGUAGUAGAGGGAGAGCAAACAACAUCACGAUAUCUUUGGAGUUGAUUCAAUAUACAAUACAAAACCACAACAAAUAUCUCGAAUUCCUUUUUUUGUUUGUUUUUUUUUGUUUUUUAGCUGUUCCUUGUUUAAUGUCCCCACUGUUCUACUAUUAAAGCUUGCUGCUGCUGCUCCUGCACACUCUUCCCAUGGUUUUGUCAGUGCAGUGAUAGAGCGUUGUUAUUUGUUUGGCUGCUUUUUAUUACCACCUCUCGCCACUGAUCCGUUGCAGUACUUGGUUUUGGCUUUAUUAAAAAAAACAAACGAAAUGUUCAUCAAUCAGUUCCUUAGGAUGCAAAACAAAAACAUAAAAGAACUAGUUGUUAAUAAUAAUGAUGCAUGCAUGCUUGUUUUUAGGUUGGUUUUUGUUGUUGUACAUGUUUUGCGCUUCACUGCUCGCCCCCUUCGUCACUGUUUAGUCAUGUUUUUGUUUUUAAAUAUUAUUGUGCUGCGAAACACUUCCCUAUGACCAAAAUUAUACAUUUUUUAUUUGCAUUUUAUGUAAUAAUGUUAUUUAAAAAUAAAUAAAAACAUUCUAAACAUACAAAACGAACAACAAAAACAACUCCUCCAAUGAACUGAACUCGUGAAAAAAAAAACGUGAGAGGACACCCGCAUACAUAGGCGCAUACAUACCUACAUGCAAACACAUUCUCAAUUACGUUAAAUGCUUUGGGGGAGGGAAUGGAUGCUUCUUCAUAUGUUCAAAUAAGCUUCGAAUGUUCAGGAAGAAAUUUAGUGCUUAAUGAUGAAAAUGAAAACGUUCACUGGGUUUGGAAAAAUGAUUGAAAAUAGAAGCACACAGCGCAGGAUGUUGAAUUAUUUAAUUAUUUGUGCUUUUAAUGAAACUAUCUAGCUAAAUUGAAGAAAAAACAAAACAAAGGAAACAAUUGCGUUGCUCUAUAAGCCACACCGAAUAGGAGAGUACAGUGGAGAUAUGAAAAAGCUAGCUCACCUCAGUGUGGCAGUUAGGUGGAGUGUUGACAGCAGAAAAGAGCAGAAAAAUGAAACGAAACAGUUGAUAUUCCCUGUAGCACAGAAUAGCAACAUUCACAAGCACGCACGCACACAUGCACACACACACAUGCAUACAAGUGUAUGAAAGAAAUAGAAAGGAAGCAAAGAAAAAACAACAAUUCCUCUCCUACAGCGUGUGACACACGCACGCAAUGUUAGCGCAAUAGGAACACCACACUCAGGAAAUGCAAAUAAGAGCGAAUCUUGGCUUUAAACAGAUAAGAAAUUCUAGCUACACUGCAGUGUGUGCUUUGUGUGCGUGAGUAUGCUUGUGAGUAUGAAUGUUGCUUGAAUUUCGUCCUGGAGGCGGCCCCCGUUUUUUCAUGUCCUAGAAUAAAAUGCUUAAUCGCAAAGAGCGUAUGCCAUUUGGAACGUUUUAAAACAGUGCAUUAAAAUAA